AGCAGGGAACGGUGAGAAUUCAUGCUGUGUUAGCAUCCCCUCAGCAACUCCAUCAAUACCGCAUACAGCUGAGAAACUGGCAAAGGUCCUCCGUGCUGCGUUUUCAGGCUCGGACUGCAAAAGAGAGCAACUCCCACGACCGGUCGGCUCAGUGUGCUGCUCCUGCUGCUGCUGAGGGGGACUCUGAGAGGGGCAGAGCGCACACACACGUACGCUCACCCACACACUCACUCACUCACUGGAGCCUCUGCUGCAUCAAGAGGAAGAAGAGGAGUGCGGAGGAGGGUACGGAGGGACACGCAGACUGGGAAUACUCUAGCGGAGAGAGCCAAUCCGGAGAGGGAGAAGACUGCGAGGAGAGCCGUGCUAAUAUGCUGCCGUGCUCCGCAGGGACGGCUGAGCACCAGGGACUUUGACAGGAUCUCAGUGCACCUGCUCCAUGCACGCGGAUUAUGUGGAGGAGCUGACGUGUGCGAUGGCCAGCUUGGACCUGCAGGUUCUCAGACCUCCAGCUCUGCAUUACCGUUACCUCCAAAACAAGCAGCCCAGCUCCACGAUCUGACUGUACCUCCCCUCCUCUCCUCUCCCCCUCUCCCUCCCUCUCCCUGGGUGUCCCUCAAUCCUGGGCCCACCAUGGGAGGAUGCUUCUCCAAACCCAAACCAGUUGAAGUAAAAGUGGAACUCUCUCUCCUGGAUAAAGAAAAAGAGGUGGACGGGUUGUCGCCUAAUGGCAAAGCGAGCCCCUUUGCUGAAUGCAGACCUAACGGGGCCCUGGCUCACGGCUCUGACGAUGACUCCACCCUGCUCCCUCUCUACCACAAACCCCGGGACUAUGUGGAGGCCUCUGUGUGCCACGUUAAAGAUCUGGAAAAUGGACAAAUGCGAGAGGUUGAUUUGGGAAGCGGCAGGGCUCUGUUGAUUAAAGAACAUGGGGAGUUCACAGCCAUGGGCCACAAGUGUCCACACUAUGGAGCACCUCUGGUUAAAGGUGUGCUGUCCAAAGGACAUGUGCGCUGUCCCUGGCACGGUGCAUGUUUCAACAUUGCAACAGGAGACAUUGAGGACUUCCCUGGACUGGACAGCCUGCCCAUCUUUCAGGUCAGAGUUGAAAAGGACAAGGUGAUCAUUCGGGCAAACAAGCAGGCUCUUCAGUCACAGAAAAGGUCAAAGCCCAUGGCCCGAUGUUCAGCAGUCAUUAACUCCAACACAGGAUUCAGCCAUGUUCUCAUUAUUGGCUCAGGUCCAGCCAGUUUGGUGUGUGCAGAAACACUGAGGCAAGAGGGCUUCACAGAUCGCAUUGUCAUGUGCACUAUGGACAAACAUCCUCCAUAUGACAGGCCUAAACUGAGUAAGUCCUUAGAGAGCACGGCAGAGCAGCUGAGACUGCGCUCCAUGGACUUCUUGCAAGAUCAUGACAUUGAACUUCUCAAAGAGAAAGAGGUGGUGGCAAUAGAUGUGAAAACACAAUCUGUGAUAUUUGAAGAUGGCCUGAGGAUGGAGUACAGGAAACUCUUUAUUGCUACAGGAAGCAAACCAAAACCAAUGAACUACAAGGGCAAAGAUGUCAGGAAUGUGUUUCACCUCAGGACGCCCGAGGAUGCUAACAGCAUAGCGAGGCUAGCCAACAACAAGAAUGCAGUGAUUGUGGGAACGUCAUUUGUGGGUAUGGAGGUGGCUGCAGCUCUGACUGACAAGGCCCACUCAGUCUCUGUCAUCGGGAUCGAGUCGGUCCCUUUUAAAAAAGCUCUCGGGGAGAAAGUAGGGAAAGCCAUAAUGAAGCUGUUUGAGGCAAACAGGGUGAAAUUCUACAUGCUGAACGAGGUGUCAGAGAUGGUUGGCCAUCAUGGACAGUUGAAAGAGGUUGUACUGAAGAGUGGAAAAGUCCUGCGGGCAGAUGUGUGUGUCAUUGGAGCAGGAAGCGUUCCUGCAACAGGGUUCCUGAAACAGAGCGGCAUCCACUUAGACUCCAAGGGCUUCAUUACUGUAAACAAGAAUAUGCAGACAAAUGUUGAUGGGGUCUUUGCUGGAGGAGAUGUGGUGAUGUUUCCUUUCCCACCACGCAACAACAAGAAGGUGAACAUCCCUCACUGGCAAAUGGCUCAUGUACACGGAAAGGUAGCAGCUCUUAGCAUGAUGGGCAGAGCCACUGAGGUCAAAACCGUGCCUUACUUCUGGUCAGCCAUGUUUGGGAAGACCAUACGCUAUGCAGGUUAUGGUGAUGGAUUUGAUGAUGUCAUUAUACAAGGAGAUCUGGAUGAACUGCGCUUUGUAGCAUUUUAUACAAGGAGUGAGGAGGUGGUUUCUGUCGCCAGCAUGAACUAUGAUCCCAUUGUAUCCCGAGUGGCAGAGGUCCUAGGAUCCGGAAAGACGAUUAAGAAGCGAGAUGUGGAGAUGUUAACACGACUUGGCAAGACUGGAGACAUUUCUUGGUUGAUUGACAAAGGCUCUCAAUGACUUCCCAUCUGAAGUUCCCAGUCCCUUUGGACACCUCCAUAUGGACACUCAUGGUGCUGAGACACUGAGCAGCUAUCACAGUCUAUUCACAACACACACACCCUGCUAAUAUGACUGUCUGUUUGGGACAUGCUUACCUGAGGACAUCACUCAAACUUGCUUUUUCUCCUAAGAGACACUUUAAAAUAACAAAAGGAGCCACGCACGACCUGAAAACACUGAGCGACUGUGUCGGCAGGUCUUUUAUUAUCGAUGUUGUCUUGUUUCACAACGAAGCAAUACCGGUGUCAGCCUCUGUGCUGCUGCAAGAUGUAUCUACCUGUACACUUUGUUUAUAAGAAGCCAGGGAAGGGCAAUGAGUUUUUUUUGUACAGAUAAUAUUGUAAAUAGUUAUAAUCCUGAAUGCACUGUAACAAAAUAAGAGCAUACAUUUCCCAGUGAAUGACAGACGUGGUCGUAUGCUUGCAUACAGGCCAUAGAUCUGCAUGGUAUAACUUGCUAUAACAGGAGUUAAAUUAAGCCCCAAACUAGUAAAAAUAAUUUUAAUGUAGACACAUGAGCAAAGCUUAAAUCUGCAACAAAAACAAACUGUGUUACCACUUCAGCACAAGCCUGAAUGCAGCUUUUAACCUACUUACCAACUCUCACUCGCAGUGUUAAUUUGUGAUUUAUUAUAAUGGUUAGACUCACAGCUUACCUCUCUGUUAUGGUUGCCUUGCUAGUAGAGUGCACAAAUGGAAUUCUUAUUCUUUGAUAACAUACUAGUGCUUGCACUGUAGAUUCGUGUAUUUUCUAACAAGUAGGUAUAACCCCUCGAAAAUGAAUAGUGAGCAUUAGUAGCUUAAGGUUAUUUUGGAUAGCCGUCACCCCCGUAGAGACGUUGUUUGUUACUAACUCAGGGAACUGAGGAUUGUGGCCUGGGUUUGCCGGUCCCUCUGCAAGCAGAAAAAUUGAAUUUAUUGCUUAAAUAUUUCCUCACAGUUACUGCAGUUUCAGUGGUUCAGAGCUUGCAAUGCGCUUCAUGAUAGAAAGCAGAUAUUUGAUUGCAUCCUGGAGUGCCGCAGAUCCCGAAACACUUGAGCUCUGACACACGCGUCCACAAAGCGAUUAAAAAGGCAUUGUUCUCCCUGCAGAGAUGUCUGGAAUGGCAUUUUUAUAACUAAACUUUGAAAUAAAAGUCUUCCAACAAUAACUGCUUUAUGUUACAUUUUAUUUUUCAUGUUAUUCUACUUGUUAUUUGCAUGUCUGUUCUUGACUGUAUUAACUGGGAAAAAAAAAAACAUGUAACAGGUUUAAAAAAAUGUUUAAUAAUUUCCAAAGAGGUGACAGAGCAUAGUUUUUGCAUGUUUUUCUUGACAGAUUUCAUUCUUUGAUUCAUGGUUAUUAAAAAUAUAGAUGAAA
Neolamprologus brichardi is the source of this 3855-nucleotide messenger RNA. It is a transcript of the gene aifm3, whose product is annotated as AIF family member 3. The record is from RefSeq and is a predicted model, not a curated record. Gene Ontology annotation, molecular function: oxidoreductase activity, acting on NAD(P)H; 2 iron, 2 sulfur cluster binding. Gene Ontology annotation, cellular component: mitochondrion; cytoplasm. Gene Ontology annotation, biological process: execution phase of apoptosis. Lineage: Eukaryota; Metazoa; Chordata; Actinopteri; Cichliformes; Cichlidae.